Molecule: messenger RNA, 1494 nt
Organism: Aspergillus chevalieri
Lineage: Eukaryota; Fungi; Ascomycota; Eurotiomycetes; Eurotiales; Aspergillaceae
Gene: ESA1
Product: NuA4 histone acetyltransferase complex catalytic subunit ESA1
Exons: 6
Coding region: 1-1494 (497 amino acids)
Biological process (GO): regulation of DNA-templated transcription
Molecular function (GO): histone acetyltransferase activity
Source: RefSeq, a predicted model, not a curated record
AUGGGCGUCAGAGAUUCGCACGGGGAGCCGACAGGGACGCCAGAUCCCGUCGAGAAGGGGUUUGCCACGCUUAAUACCAUCAGGAUCGGUGUGAAGGCCAUGGUGCAGAAGGAUGGUGAAUUACGAAAGGCAGAAAUUUUGUCGAUUAAGCAGCGUAAGGAUGGGCUGGCUUUCUACGUCCAUUAUGUCGACUUUAACAAACGUCUGGAUGAAUGGAUCGCCGCGUCAAGAAUUGACCUAACACAUGAAGUCGAAUGGCCACAACCAGAGAAGCCAGAGAAAAAGAAGACCGGCGCAGCCACCAAAGCACCAAGCAAGAAUGCGCAGAAACGCGCCAGAACCGACAGCCGGGAUAUCUCAGCAGCACCCGACCUCCUCACAGGCAAAAACAUUAACGUUGCCAAGCCGCAGCGUCCAUCUAAAGCCGGUGGAAAGGAAAAUGUCAUGGAAGAUAUUCAACCGGAAGCAGAUGGACUUCCCAAGACAGAGCCUGACGAUGUCGACAUGACCGACGUCGGCUUCUCUGAUACCAAGGCUGAGGAACAGAAAGCGUCUAUGUCUCGAGAACAAGAGAUCGAGAGGCUGCGCACAAGCGGUAGCAUGACCCAGAACCCAACCGAAAUCCACCGCGUCCGCAACCUGAACAGGCUACAAAUGGGCAAAUUUGAGAUCGAGCCGUGGUACUUCUCACCCUAUCCAGCCUCAUACUCCGACGCAGACAUGGUCUACAUCGACGAGUUCUGUCUAAGCUACUUCGACAACCAGCGCGCCUUUGAACGACACCGCGCAAAAUGCACCCUCGUCCACCCCCCAGGAAACGAAAUUUACCGCGACGACUACAUCUCCUUCUUCGAAGUUGACGGCCGCCGCCAACGAACCUGGUGCCGAAAUCUCUGUCUUCUAAGUAAACUAUUCCUCGAUCACAAAACACUCUACUACGACGUCGACCCCUUCUUGUUCUACUGCAUGUGCACCCGCGACGAAACCGGCUGCCGUCUGGUCGGCUACUUCUCCAAGGAAAAGGACUCCGCAGAGGGCUACAACCUGGCUUGUAUCCUAACCCUCCCGCAGUACCAGCGGCGCGGUUUCGGUCGACUACUCAUCUCGUUCAGCUACGAGCUUAGCAAGCGGGAAGGAAAGCUCGGUUCCCCAGAAAAACCGCUAAGUGACCUUGGCCUACUAGGUUACCGGCAGUAUUGGCGAGAGACGCUUGUAGAGAUACUCACAGAAGAAGAUCGGGAGUCGAUUAGUGAGAAUGAACUUGCGCUGUUGACGUCGAUGACGGAGAAGGAUGUUCAUGAGACAUUGGUUGUUUUUAAUAUGCUUCGUUAUCAUAAAGGAAAUUGGGUCAUCGUUCUGACCGAUUACGCCCUCGACGAACACAAAAAGCGCAUGGAGAAAGAGAGGAUCAAGGGAGCGCGAAAGAUUGAUCCUGCUCGUCUUCAGUGGAAGCCUCCAGUUUUCACCGCGUCUAGCCGAACUUGGAACUGGUGA